Myxocyprinus asiaticus (Chinese sucker) is the source of this 10442-nucleotide messenger RNA. RefSeq names its product PDZ domain containing 2 (gene pdzd2). Bases 719 to 8203 code for a protein of 2494 amino acids. The transcript has 25 exons. The record is from RefSeq and is a predicted model, not a curated record. Lineage: Eukaryota; Metazoa; Chordata; Actinopteri; Cypriniformes; Catostomidae. Gene Ontology annotation, molecular function: protein binding.
CCACUCCCUUCGUCAAUCUCAAGGCGAAUAGCAUGAACAGUUACCUCUACAUCCUUUGUGAAAGAGUUGUCAAAGUUGGGCAAAAGGCUGUCGAUUUUUACAAUUAAGGUCAGACGAAAACAGCUUAGCCGUUUGAUUAGCAUCUUGUGCUUUUUCCAGAUUACUAUUUACACCUCUGACUGUCGCUUUUGGAGGAUACGACGUGUGGAUCGCAGCGGAUUUCAUUGAUUUGGAUUCAAAUGUUUUUUUUCUAGUAAUGGAAAUGCAGUAUGCUCUCAUAUUUAAAUGCAAUUGCAUGGAUGGUGAAGGUCUGUGGCGCCUAUGAGUCAAGAUAGAGCUCAAUUCCCAGCGAUCCAGUGUUUUAUUACUUUAAUGGUAUUGGAAAUCAGAUUUGGCAUGUGCCGAGAAGAACAGCUAAUGGCACACAUUCUCUUGUUACUCCUCAAAGCAUAACCUUGCCCUACUUCCUCCAUCUCCCUUCUUAUCCUUUGUUUCUACGGAUGACAUCAUGGAUCUCUGUGGUUUAAGCGUAACAGUAACAUCGGUGGACGCCAGCACUCUAGAUCUAAAAUCUGCAAGGAACUGUGUCAUUUAGAGAUGAAUGUGAACCCAUUUAGAUGUGUCUGAUUACAUCCACUACUGGAAGCCCCGGUAUUAGGGGAGAACUUUGACUAAACAUGCAGGGGAGGCCCAGGCAGGUCCAGCACCAGCAGCUAGGAUGCCUAUCACCCAAGAAAAUGCCCUGAGCCAUCUCCCCCUGCUGGAGAACUGGCUCUGGGCUCAAGAGAAAGACCAAGAUGAAGGUGAUGGGCCUCAGAAGAGCACAGGCAGUGAGGCUCUUUGCCAGGCUGCUAUACGUAAGCUUGUGGAAUACAUCCAGCUGAACUUUGCUGAAGCUGAGAGCCCUUCGUUCAGUAGCAGCCCAUUCAGAGAAGAAAUUGAUGCUGAAGUGAGGGCAGUCUGCCUUCACAAAUGUGAAGGAGAUGGCACUGAGUUUGGUCUCAGCUUUGGAAAUAUUCCGAUUUUUGGAGACCCCGAAGGGAAGAAGAAAGGGGUCAGGAGGAGGCGCAGGAAGGGCGAUAAAGGCCCUGUAUUGGAUGUUGGGUGUAUUUGGGUGACUGAAGUGAAAAAGAAAAGCCCAGCAGCCUGUUGUGGAGAUAUUAAACUGCGAGAUGAACUGUUGUCACUUAACGGUCAGCUGAUGGUUGGAGUUGAUGUCACAGGAGCCAGUUACUUGGCAGACCAGUGCUGGAAUGGAGGCUGCAUCUACCUGAUCAUGUUGCGAAGAAUCAAACGCAAGGCUUCUCUUCCUCCAUGCAAUGGCAGCAGUGGGGGCAACUGCAUGGACGUCCCCACCGAGCACCGAAACAAUGUCUCCUCUGAGCCUACAGGCAGCCCCACACAGAAUGGCAAGCGAACUCGCAAAUUUGGCGUCAUUUCCCGCUCCUCGUUCACUCGUGACAGCAGGGACAGAAAUAAUAGCCAGGACUUUGAGCAUGAGAAUGGCUAUUGCUCCAUGGAGGCAGAGGUCAUGUCCCCAGAGAGCAGCACCCCUCAGGACACACCAACCGAUGAGAGUCCAGUCCCUGGUUCCUCAGAACUGAUAGCCAGUCACUUGAAGGUGGGGAGCACGGCCACCCUACCUUGCUGUUCCCACUCACGCCUCUCUGAAAGCUACAAAACAGAGUCAAUAAGCAGUGAACCUUCCACUCAGCCCUGUGAGGGCAGCCGAAUCUGGAAAAUGCACAUGGUGAAAGGUCAGGAUGGACUGGGUAUCCAGAUCACUGGUGGACGUGGGUCCAAACGCUCUCCUCACGGCAUCAUCGUAGCCCACGUGGAGGAGGGAGGAGCCACACAGAGAGAUGGACGUCUGAAGGCAGGUGAUGAGUUGCUGAUGAUUAACGGUCACUCGCUUGUCGGCCUCUCACACCAGGAGGCCGUAGCUGUCCUCCGCUCUACUGCUGGACUAGUGCAGCUGGUGGUCGCCAGCAGGGAUGAAUCUGAGGUGGACUUUCACAAGUACCCAUCCACCAGCCUGCCCGACCUAGUGAGCACAUGUUUGGGUCCGGAUGUCUCACCCUCCCCCAGGGAGGAGAAGGAGAACAUGGAGCCAGACGUGGAGGACGUGAGGGCCAGCAGCCUUUCAUUGCCCACCCAGGACUUGUUUACAGAGCUUGAUAAACUGGAGGAAUGUGGCAGGAUUGAGGGUCCCAAGGGAUGUUGCCGUAGCCCCACACCUAUGAAGUUCCGCAGCAGGUCUCAAGGUGGAGGGAGUCGUCUGGAGUCUGUUGGCGAAGACGAUGAACUAGUCGUGGAAAAUGGUGAUACAGGAAGUGACAUGGCAAAAAAGCCUGCACGAGGAGGACGCAAACAUUCUCUUCCUCAGCAACUGGACACAGUCGGCAUCCGACAGGAAUAUCAAAUCGUCAAGAAAUCGUCUCGUUCACUGAGCACCGUUCAAGUGGAGUCUCCAUGGCGACUGGCACAGCCAUCUAUAAUUUCCAACAUUGUUCUGAUGAAAGGACAGGGCAAGGGUCUGGGGUUCAGUAUUGUCGGAGGGCAGGAUUCAGCUCGGGGGAGGAUGGGUAUAUUUGUCAAGACCAUUUUCCCCAAUGGAGCAGCUGCAGCUGACGGGAGGCUCAAAGAAGGUGAUGAGAUAUUGGAGGUGAAUGGAGAAUCUCUCCAAGGCCUCACGCACCAGCAGGCCAUUCAGACCUUCAAGCAACUGAAGAAGGGAGUAGUUACCCUAACUGUGCGGACCCGUCUGAGAAGCCCCAGUCUUACCCCUUGUCCCACUCCUACGCUGCUCAGUAGAUCCAGCUCACCAAACUCAAACGCCAGUGGUGGGACACCAGUCCCUUCUAGCUUUGAAGAUGGGGACUCUCGCAAGGGGCCGGGUCCCAAAGACCGCAUUAUCAUGGAGGUGACAUUAAACAAAGAGCCAGGUGUGGGGCUGGGUAUUGGUGCCUGCUGUCUAACACUAGAGAAUAGCGCUCCUGGAAUCUACAUCCACAGCUUGGCACCAGGAUCUGUUGCAAAAAUGGAUGGCAGACUCAGUCGAGGAGACCAGCUCUUAGAGGUGGAUUCUGUGAGCCUGAGACAUGCAGCCCUGAGUGAAGCAUACGCCAUUCUGAGUGAAUGUGGACCCGGCCCAGUCAGCCUCAUCAUUAGCCGACAUCCUAAACCCAAAGUGUCUGAACAAGAGAUGGAUGAAGUGAUCGCUCGCUCCACACACAGAGAUAGCCAUUCUUCCCAUACACUGGGCCUGCCAUCCAAGAGUCCAUCUCCCACUGUUAAGGUCAAGCAGGGUGGUGAGGGUAACCCAGCUCUUAGCUGGACCAUGAAGAGAUUCCUGGAGCCAGCUAGCAGGCAAGGCUCGCUGAGUUCAGAAGCAGAGCUUUCUCAGUAUUUCUCAGUUCACAAUGUGCCCAGUCAGUCUUCCCUCUCCGAGACCAUGCCAAUGGGAUCCAGUGAUGAUGACAUGCUGCACAGCAGCAGGAGCUGUAAUACUUCCAUGGAGGAAUCAGCUGCACCUCAGCCACAUGAGAUGUACAGGGAAGGUACUUAUAGAGGCUCAGAUAGUAGUCCUACAACCCCAGACUGUUCUAAAGCCACUGCUGGUUUUGGUCGUGCUGGAGACCCUCCCCACCAGGCCAGUGUGGGCAGCAGCCCCAGUUCUGUGCGCAGCCCUCUUCUCCGCCAGCGUCGGGUCAUCUGCUAUGAGGAUGAACCCAGUGACGAUGAAAACGACCUUGAAGGGGAUAGUGGUCCCUUUCAUCGUCUUCUCCGUGGAGUAACGGAGGGAGCCCACGACCACCACCACCACCAGGAGGAAGACUCUGGUAUUGUAAUAGCCACCUCAUCUCUUGAAGUUGAUGACGAAAGCCAGGACAGCAGCGAAAGCCACAGACAAAUCGGCAGCGAGCCUACAACUCCACUCUACGGCAGCUCGCUAGAAUCAGAGGAAGGGCCUAGUGGGCUACCCGGUGUGGAAUCUCCCUUCAUGCCCAUUCGCUGUAUGGAGCACAACUCUGGGGCAGCUGUGGGAAUGAACCUAGGUGUGAAAAAAGAACCCCAUCGGGAAGGGCAGGAGAUCAGACGCUCACCAAAGCUGGAGCACAAAGCCGUGACUCGUGUGAAGAGCAUGAUGAGCAUCGAGUACCCCAACCCUCCUCAAAGGCCCAAGGGUGAGGAGUCACCAUUACUCCCAACAACCCCUGCUCAGGUCAUGCAGAACAACACACAGCCUCCCUGCAGACUGCUACACUGCAAGAAGGCUGAAUCCAGCGAGCUAGCUGGGGUCUGCACUAUUGAAACCAUAGUGCUCCAGCGUAGUCAGAUGGAGUCUUUUGGUCUGGAUCUGGAGAUUAAGUCCUCUCCUCUCAAGGUGCUGAUCACAGGGUUGAGAACAGGAGGUGUUGCAGAGAGGGAUGCCUCCGGGAAGAUGAGUGUAGGCGACGAGAUUGUAACUAUUGGUGAGACCUCUGUGUGUACAUCCACCUAUCAGGAGAUCUGUGACCUCAUGCACAACCUGCCAAUCACAUUGACCUUAGAGAUUAAGAAGCCAGUCUCAGCUGUAAAUCGACUUUCCAGCUUAAUAAUGUCCUCUGGCUGUGAGGGCUCACCUAAAUUAGAGGCACCUAGGCCUCCUUCUGAGGAAAGCAGCAAUAUGAACAAAACUCCAGUUGUGGCUCAGGAGAGCCCUUUAUCUGAAACCAAUGCAAAACAAGCGGUAGCAAUCCACAGCAACAGUGUCACUAAUAUUGAUGAUGUAAUAACUGAACUGAACUCUGCUGAAGACAAAUAUAUGGACCAAAAUGUCUCAGGUUUCACAGACACAAUUGCAAAUACAGGAGAGUGCAGUAAAGCAGAAGACAAAGGGAGUUCAACCACAGCACCAUCACAACCAAAUCCUCUGGAUUUCUCUGCACUAGAUGUGGGUAAUAGCGCUUGCCAUUUUCCUAUAGGAAAGACAUUUUUAAAUAGUUACUCUAGGAACUUUAGUCAUCUGGAAGAGGACAUUGUGCCUCUGGAGAAAGGACUUGGAGAGAAACCAAGUAUGUACAGUCUGGUUGAGGAUAGUGACUCUGAGAGUGAUUCUGCCACUGACAGCGCUAUCAAAGUAGAGAAGUCUCAACGUGACUGUGAGGAACCUCAGGACACUGACUCAGAUGAGGAAGAGGUUGAACACUGCUUCAACAUUGCAGUCAGUCAGCCUGCAUUCAGCCAAUCAGAGGGUUGCUGUCUUCCACAGAGAGACAGCAUUACUUAUAGUCAAACUGUUGACCAGACACUUGCUAGCACUGAUCUCCACAACCCUCCAUCACUAUCCGUACCAGACAAGGAUUUACAAGAGAACAAUCAUUCCGUUUCACCUGUGUUACAGGGCCCGCUUUGCCCUCAGUUUUCAGGUGAUAACCUUUUGAAUGGGGACACCAGACACAGUCCCACACAACAAGAGGCUAUGUGUGAGAGAACUUCGCCAUGCACAGUGCCCUCAAACUGCAAUGCUGGUGAAAUAUGUGAAACUGUUUCAGAACCUGUCAAAACCUGCCAGUCACCGACAGGUGUCAGUUGUCCCCCUAUUACUCAGAGCAACCGCCAUGUCACCCUUAGGAGUCAAGAGAGGACUGCUAAGUUGCGCUCAGAUGCAACCCUGUCUACAGAAAAACACAACACUGCGGAAGUGCCACUGAAGUCAAAUGUGUCAGAGCCAAUGGCAUCAAAUUAUGCCAAUGGAAAAUCUAGUGUACAGGCCUCCACUACAUUCACUCCAAGAGACAAGGAGAAAGAGAAGGUUUAUCCCACACUUGACUCUAAAUCAUCACUUUCCCAAAACCAGAGUAAAUCCACCACUUACUGUAUCAGGUCUUUGGGCACUAAAUCCCCCAAUGACAGCCCUGUCUCACCCCUGCUGAGUGGUAGACUCAAACUUAAUGAUAAAAAACCAAGCACUACUUCUAAACUCAAGGGAUUGAGUAUUAAGAGUAAAUGCAAAGAGCAAGAACAGUCUGUCUCCAGAUCGCCCAGGGCAGAAAGUCCAGUACUGAAAAAAGCUCUCAGCUCCCCAAGUCAGUCUCCUAAACUCCAUGCUAGAAGAACUACACCGACUGGUAGCCCAAAAUCAAGCAGAAUGUCUGAUAAGACUAGGGUUUCUUCUUGCAAGACUGACCAAAUUCAAUCAAUUGUGUCCAGUGCCUUGAAGGCAAAUCUCACCAACUUCGCCAAAGAAGAACUCAAAUCUGCAAGAGAGGAACAGGUCUUGGAUCAAAAGAAGCAAGUCUCUAAGUCUGACAUCACCGUGGCCACCACACAAAGAACUUUCAUCAAGGUACGACUUUCAUCCUCUUCAAUCCCAUCUUCUUCAACGUCCACACCUAUCCUGACACGCAAGGAAGUUGUGAAUACAAGCCAUUUAAAUUUGGUCUCAGUGUCAGACAAUAAAGUCGAGUUGGAGGAAUCUAAUUUGGAACCGUCUCUAGGAGCACAUACAAUCUCAUUAGAAUCAAUCAGCUCUUUAUCUAGUCCUCUGCAACAUAAUGGUACUGUUAGUACAAAUGAAACUGUUGAGAAAAUGUACUGCAAUGGCCAGGAAGAAAGCCCCAGAGGGAGCUCAAAUAAUAAGGAUGCGGUUUCUAGUCUCAAGUCAAGCAAAUCCAAACUGUACCUAAGAGCACCUGACCACAGAAGCUACUCUAUCGAUCCCAGUGGGUCUUCUGACCCAAACCCUUUCUCAGUUCGACAACGAAUCCAGUCCUUUGAGAACCUGGCCAGCUUCGAUGGCUCUGUGGUUAGGUGUUUAGACAUUCCUUCUUAUGCUAUAAAGUCCAAACCACCUCUCAAUCGGAGGCUGUCUGAGUACACUGACUCUGUUAGCAGUCAGUCCAGUGACAGUCGUUCUUUGAGGAGGAGUCUCAGCUCUUGUGUGGACAAUUUGAGUUCAGCUCCAUCUCCAUUGCAUCAACUGCAGAAUUCUUCCUCCAGUGCAGUUAUCACCAACACUGAGGUGGCUCCUUCAAAUGGAACAACAGAGCCAGUUAUGAAGGAGAAAGCAAAUAAUGAAGCCUCUCAGAACCAGCCCACUAUUCACACACCACCAGUGCUGCGAUACCGCAAUGCGCGUGCAAAUGGAGGCCUGUCACGCUCCAAACUGAGAGAGAUUAGGGCGCUAAGCAUGCCUGAUCUGGACAAGCUGUGCACUGAGGAUUUUUCCAGUGACUCUGGCAAUGUGAUCUUUAAGACCGAACUGGAAAUCCAUCCUCGCAGUUCCACAGACCCAGCAUCACACAACCCGCAGUACAAUGUGGUUACCAGGGUGAGCAGCGUUAACACUGGGGCACCUGGUACCACCAGCAAUGUGGAGCAACAUGAAGGUCAGGCCACAGGACUUUCAUGCUGGUCUAUAAGUUUGAAAGAUCUUGAAUCUUCUCCCUUGGACCAAAAUAAGGUAAAAGAUGUGCUGUGUUCCCUCACAACUAAAGUGGAUGUGAUGGCUCUCAUGCAGGAGACAGAAUCUCUCUCAGAGGUUAAAGAGGACAUUUACUUUGUCAUCUUAACGAAAGAGCAGGGAUCUGGUCUGGGUUUCAGCAUCGCUGGAGGGGUAGACCUGGAGCAGAAAUCUGUUACGGUUCAUCGGGUGUUCACUCGUGGGGUGGCAGGAGUUGAAGGUACCAUUCACAGAGGAGAUAGGGUUUUGUCAAUAAAUGGGACCAGCAUGAGUGGGAUCACACACGGAGAGGCGCUGUCCUGCCUUCAUCAGACCAGGCUGCCAAGACAGGCAUUAGUGGUGAUCCAGAAGGGCAAGGAUACCGAGCCAACAUCACCAAGACCAGAACUUCCCCUUCAGGCUAGACAUUUCCCUUCACCUGUCCUUAAAGGCAGCUUCAGGGAGAAUAAAGCAAGUGUGGAGGUGGGACCGGAUGGGGCUUUGAGUGUGGAAUUACAGAAGACUACAGCUGGUCUAGGCUUCAGUCUAGAUGGAGGCAAAGCAUCUGCACAUGGAGAUCGAUCACUCUACAUCAAACGCAUUUUCCGAGGAGGAGCUGCUGAGCUGUCCAGGGUUAUUGAUGUUGGAGAUGAACUUCUAGCCAUCAACGGCAGGUCUUUGCAAGGCCUUAUGCACUAUGAUGCUUGGAACAUCAUUAAAACGGUCUCUGAGGGCCCCGUCCAGUUAGUCAUCAAAAAACCCAGGACUUCUGUAUGACGUCUGAUCUACCUGCACAUAUUACACAGAUGUGAUGAAGGUGCCAAACUGUGGUGGUCUUAUUGUACAUAUUCCGACUUUGCAUUGUUUUUUUAUAUGUGUUUAUAACAGGAUCUCUGUGAUAAAGAAUUUGUUGCACAUUGAUUUUUUAUACAAACGAGGCUUCUGCAAUAUUGCGGUGGUCUCACAUACAAUAUGUGAGGUUAUGGUAUAUUUUUUUGUGUGUCCUGACUUUGAACUUUGUAUCACACAAAAUUUUGAACUGUGUCAUUUAUUACUUUUAGAAGACAUUUAAAACAUACUUGUAAGAAUUAUGAGUGAUAUGUUUAUAACUGCAUCCCUUGUAUAAUUUAACUUAAUUUCAAUAUUGUGAAAUUGUUGUACUGUAUAUAUAGUAUCUGCAAUGGUUCUACAGCUAUAAUUAUGGUGAUAAAUCAAACCACUUAAGAGUCACUCUGCCUAAUCUGAUGGAUUAGUUAUUUUGAUCAACAUACAGUAGAUAUCAAAGUGAAGUUAUGUUUGAACAGGUUUAUAACUUUAAAUGGAAUUGUAGAGUUGAUCUUUCCUCUGUUAUCAUUGAAAUGUACCUGAAUUUUCAUUGUUCCUUUUGAAAAUUCAAUGCUCCUUUUGGUUUUAAUUCAUUCUUUAUUUUAUCUUCAAGGUAAAUUCUCCACUAGCGAGAUUAAGCGUAUUUACAAAAUCAUGAUUGUUUCUGAAAGGUUUCCCAAACACUCCUUAUUGCUACUCUUUUCACAGCCUGCGAUGACAUGUAUCCACACCCAAAAUUUCCACAAAAAUUAUAUUUGCUUUGGUCUCCCAUUCACUGUUAUAGAAGUUUACCCGACUAUAGUUGCACAUGUUCCAUAUCUGGAAAGUGUCCAUUUUUCAAUAAACAGGCACUGUAGUCCAGCCCAAAACUCACCAUUGGUUGAGCCAGAAGCUGACAAAUAAAUAGAUCAAUGUUUUGACAGUGCCACACUUACUACAGCUUAAAAUACUUGAAUUCAAUCUGAUUAUUAACAUUUGAAAUAUACAGUUAUAAAAUGAGCAUUGUCUAGGGUGACUGUCAAAACAUUAAUCUGUUUGUUUGUCAGCUUCUGGCUCAACCAAUGGUGAGUUUUGGGCAGGACUACAGUGCCUGUUUAUGGACCCUUUCCAGAUACAGAACACUUGCAACUAUAGUGGGGUAAACUUCUAUAGCAGUGAAUGGGAGACCAGAGCAAAUAUUAUUUUUGUGGAAAUUUUUGGUGUGGAAACGCAUUGUUUAAUUAGACUGAAAUAAUAUUGACUUUUAAAGUAUUGACAUUUUAACAAGGUCCUUCAGGUCUGUUUGAUAUUUUUUCAGCUGUGAAUAUUUGUCAUGUUUACUCGCAUCUAAAAAAUUAAGAAAGUCAAUACCCUGAGUAUUCAGUGCUGUUUCUUUAUUGUACUUGAAUUGUCUUAUGUAAAUAUUGCAGAUCCCACUGAUAUUACUGUAAUUUAUUUGAACUAAGCAUUAAAGGGUUAGUUCACCCAAAAAUGAAAAUUCUCUCAUUUACCCACCCUCAUGCCAUCCCAGAUGCGUAUGACUUUUUAUUCAUCUUCUGAACUCAAAUGAAGAUUUUUAGAAGAAUAUCUCUGCUCUGUAGGUCCAUACAAUGCAAGUGAAUGGGUACCAACAUUUUGAAGCUCCAAAAUUCACAUAAGGGCAACAUAAAAGUACUCCAGACGACCCUGGUGGUUAAAUCCAUAUCUUCUGAAGCGUUACGAUAAGUGUGUGUGAGAAAAAGAUACAUAUUUAAGUCUUUUUUCCUUCACUUUCUCUUUCUCCUGUUUUUGGUAAUUCACAGCCUUCAUGCAUAUUGCCCCCUACUGGGCUGGGAGGAGAAUAUAUGACAAAAAUGACUCAAGUAUUGACCUGUUUCUCACCCACACCUAUCAUAUCGUGUCUGAACAUAUGGAUUUAACCACUGCUCUCUUUAUGUGGAUUUUGGAGCUUCAAAUAUUUGGCACCCAUUUACUUGCAUUGUAUGGGCCUACAGAGCUGAUAUAUUCUUCUAAAAAUCUGCAGAAAUCUGCAGAAGAUAGGAAGUCAUACACAUCUGGGAUGCCAGGAGGGUGAGUAAAUUAUGAGAGAACUUUCAUUUUGAGUGAACUAUCCCUUUAAGCAAAAGUGUGAUGUACAUGAAACGAUCAUAAUUAUUUCUAUUGUCUAUCAGAAUUUUUGUUCUGCUCUUGUGAAUAAAGAAUAUUUUGUACA